CAACAUCAAGGAAAACACGAACUGGCUACUGCGCGCUACGCUGUAAGCUGCGCUGGCUGCCAUGGUAUGCUACAACUGGCUAGCUACCGGUAGCUAGCUAGCUGGUGUUCACGAAGGCUCCUUUUCUUCGAUUGCCAGCCAACGACCAACGACACUCACAUCGCAACCAAUCAGUCCUACUUUGGGUCUUCUCUUUCUAGCUUUGACUUGGUUUAAUCGCACCCCAGCCAAAGUCAAAGCUCCAUCACUCCAUCACCAGUCCAUUGAGGGGCGUUCUGAAGCGUAAGAAGAUAUCAUACAAGUGCCAACCGUGGGUAGCGUACCGGUGCCAUCAGAAGAUCGACAGAUUGAUUCCUCCUCUUUUUGUAGUCAAGGCUAGCUAGCAGUGUUAGAUUGAAGGAUGAAAGAGAGCAGAAGAGGCAAGGCACCCAGAGAGCUCAGCCCGAAAGUAAAGUCAGCUUCUGUUUGGAAAGCCCCACCGUUUCCCAUUAUGGAUCCUGAUUGCGAGGCUGAAAAGAGGCCAGUGCCGCUGAGCUUCUCGGAGAGUGAGGACCUCCUACUUCCGCGAGAUUAUCUUCCUACAAAGUAUGAUGUAAUCAAUGGCAGAGGCAAGAAAGCAUACAACCAUAUCGCCAAUCGCAGGUUCCGGCAGAUCACUGCCAUGAACGUCAAGCGUUAUCAGAAUACAAAGUGCAAGGUGGACAAGUCGUUGAUUGUCAUCGGCAUUGUCAACUCCAUAAGGAAGGCUUCUCCGUGUGGUGGGUUUAUCAAGAAAUGCCAAACCACCGGUCGCUGGAUAUCCAUGAGUGAUGAAGCGGCUCGAGAAAAGGUUGGCCACUGCCUUCGUGACAUGAUUGCAUCCAAGCGAGAUGAGAAAUCCAAGCAAGCCAAGGUAGCUGCCAAAGAAGAGGCCGCGUUGAACGCCGCCAUGCCCAAGAUGCCCAUUAGCACUCAUUUGGCCAACGCAAACAGCAAGCCUCGGGCUGGCAUGCCGCAGAGCAGAAGGACGCCAUCGAAACAGUCUUCCAAGUCCACAGCGGGCAUGACAGGUGGUCGGAGCCAGGCGUAUGUGGCGACGAGUACUGCGUUGGAACCUGUGGGUAACUUUGCGAGGCAACCACCCAUUCCUGUGUCGUUCAACCAGCAACCGAGUGUGGCCGUAGAGAGGAGGACCAAGCCUAUCUCAAGCAGCUUGAACAAUUUUGACAACAUCUCGGCCAAGGGCACCCAAGACAUGUCGGAACAGCAGCGCAGGAUCCUCAAGCUGCUGGAAGGAGGAUGGAAGGGAUCCAUUGAAGACCUGAUCAAGUUAGCAAGCUAGCUAGGGGGCAACCAUUUGAACUUUAAUAAGGUGUUCUUUUUGCGUACUAGUGACUAUGCAUACUUGGUAAAAUAAUGAAAGCCUUCUCAUAGACUACAAGUCGCAUUGCAUCCACUUUCCCAACGAGCUUGUGACAUGUGACCAUGGAGGGUCGAAAUCUUAGCUCGAGAGAAAUGGUUGGGGUGGGUGUACAGGCAGCAUGCAAGGCUGCAGAACAUGCCCAUCUGGUUUGUUCUUGGAACUCGAAUGGUAGGCUGGAAUGUCCGACGGUUUUCACUCAGGCUUUAAAAACGGGCACGACUGACUCAUAAUCCUGGUUCUCAUAAGGGGUUGUUUAAGGGGAUGUUGAAGCUUUAAGGGGU
Seminavis robusta is the source of this 1683-nucleotide messenger RNA. The record is from the annotation of a GenBank genome assembly. Lineage: Eukaryota; Bacillariophyta; Bacillariophyceae; Naviculales; Naviculaceae.